Dentiscutata erythropus is the source of this 150-nucleotide messenger RNA. NCBI's taxonomy places the organism in Eukaryota, Fungi, Glomeromycota, Glomeromycetes, Diversisporales, Gigasporaceae. The record is from the annotation of a GenBank genome assembly.
AUGGGAAAUGAACAAGUUGAACAAUAUGAACAAAAUGAUGAAUUUAUUUACUCUAAUGAAAAUUAUCCAAAUAUAGAUGAUUUAGUAAACGAAUAUAAUAACAAAUCAACAUCUAGUGAAAAGUUAUUAAUUCUAUUCGAUACUAAAGAA